CGGCUCGCCUCGCGGCGGGCGCCCUCGUCGCCAGCGGCGCACCAUGGACGGGCUGCCCGGUCGGGCGCUGGGGGCUGCCUGCCUUUUGCUGCUGGCGGCCGGCUGGCUGGGGCCCGAGGCCUGGGGCUCGCCCACGCCCCCGCCGUCGCCCGCCGCGCCGCCGCCGCCCCCACCGCCCGGAGCUCCCGGCGGCUCGCAGGACACCUGCACGUCGUGCGGCGGCUUCCGGCGGCCCGAGGAGCUGGGCCGGGUGGACGGCGACUUCCUGGAGGCGGUGAAGCGGCACAUCUUGAAUCGCCUGCAGAUGCGGGGCCGGCCCAACAUCACACACGCCGUGCCCAAGGCCGCCAUGGUCACGGCCCUGAGGAAGCUGCACGCGGGCAAGGUGCGCGAGGACGGCCGGGUGGAGAUCCCGCACCUCGACGGCCACGCCAGCCCGGGCGCCGACGGCCAGGAGCGCGUCUCCGAGAUCAUCAGCUUCGCGGAGACAGAUGGCCUGGCUUCCUCCCGGGUCCGCCUGUACUUCUUCAUCUCCAACGAGGGCAACCAGAACCUGUUCGUGGUGCAGGCCAGCCUGUGGCUCUACCUGAAGCUGCUGCCCUACGUGCUGGAGAAGGGCGGCCGGCGGAAGGUGCGGGUCAAGGUGUACUUCCAGGAGCAGGGCCCCGGCGAGCGCUGGGCCGCGGUGGAGAAGCGCGUGGACCUCAAGCGCAGCGGCUGGCACACCUUCCCGCUCACCGAGCCCAUCCAGGCCCUGUUCGCGCGGGGCGAGCGGCGGCUCAGCCUGGACGUGCAGUGCGACGGCUGCCGGGAGCUGGCCGUGGCGCCCGUUUUCGUGCACCCGGGCGAGGAGUCGCACCGGCCCUUCGUGGUGGUGCAGGCGCGGUUGGGCGACAGCCGGCACCGCAUCCGCAAGCGGGGCCUGGAGUGCGACGGCCGGACCAACCUGUGCUGCCGGCAGCAGUUCUUCAUCGACUUCCGCCUCAUCGGCUGGAACGACUGGAUCAUUGCGCCCACCGGCUACUACGGGAACUACUGCGAGGGCAGCUGCCCGGCCUACCUGGCGGGGGUGCCCGGCUCGGCCUCGUCCUUCCACACGGCCGUGGUGAACCAGUACCGCAUGCGGGGCCUGAACCCGGGCACCGUGAACUCCUGCUGCAUCCCCACCAAGCUGAGCACCAUGUCCAUGCUCUACUUCGACGACGAGUACAACAUCGUCAAGCGGGACGUGCCGAACAUGAUCGUGGAGGAGUGCGGCUGCGCCUGAGGGCGGGGCUCAGACGGUCCCGCGGCGGGGGGCACGCCGUGCGCGGCAGGGGGGGCG
This is a messenger RNA of Balaenoptera ricei (Rice's whale), 1324 nucleotides long. RefSeq names its product inhibin subunit beta B (gene INHBB). Lineage: Eukaryota; Metazoa; Chordata; Mammalia; Artiodactyla; Balaenopteridae. Bases 44 to 1267 code for a protein of 407 amino acids. The record is from RefSeq and is a predicted model, not a curated record. Gene Ontology annotation, molecular function: cytokine activity; growth factor activity. The transcript is spliced from 2 exons. Gene Ontology annotation, cellular component: extracellular region. Gene Ontology annotation, biological process: BMP signaling pathway; SMAD protein signal transduction.